UUUCGGCCCGGACAGUAGCACGGCCAGCAGUGAAAGUGAGAAAUAACUCCGUAAACUUGGGAUACUUCUGACAGCGAGGACUGAUGAGCGAACAAAAACACAUAUGAAGGGCAGCAGGAUGAAUGUGGAGACUCUCAGUAAAGCUGAACUUCUGAUGCUGCUCAGCAUUCUGGAAGGAGAACUGGAAGCACAAGAUGUAGUCAUACACACACUCAGGGCACAACAGAGAGAUGCAUUUGUACAGGAGCGAUAUGGACAUUACAACCUCCGUGACCCCUUCAUAGCACUGCUGAGGGACAGCGAACUGUCGCAGGCUCAGGAUGAUGGUCCCGUGUGUCUGAACCCGCUGGGCGUGUUGAAGCUAGUGAUGGCCCACUGCACCAACAUGAAGGAGAAAUUGCUGAAACAGCUCGCUGCUGCAGAGAGGAGACACAGACUGGUAAUAGCUGAUUUAGAAGAAGAGAAACGACGACGUGCUCAAGACAAUGCUGCGGGUGAUGACAUCACUGCCAUGCUGGAGAAGGAACGAGACAGACUACUGCAACAGCUGGAGUUUGAGAGGGCUCAAGUCGAACGUUUAGAACGUGAGCAGUCAGUCCUGUCGAAUCAAGCUGAGGAGGAUUUAGCGCAGCAGCAGCAGUUAUCCUCGACCCUGGCGAAAGAAUGUCAGAAGGCUACAGCACAGGCAGAGGAGGAGAGCCGGCGGGUUGCAGAGCUCAGCCGCCAGCUGGAACAGGAGAGCAGUACUAUCAAAACCCUAAAGGGGGAGCUGGAGAGCGAACGUGCUCAUGCUCAGCAGAUAGAGGCGAGAGGUGAGAGAAAGCUAGCCGAAUUGGAUACAGAGCGCGAGCAGAUGAGAGGGAAACUACAGAAGGAAGAAAAACUAUAUCAGGAGCUUUUAGAGAAGUUCAAUAGUCUAAAGAAAGAGUUGGAUGAAAUGAAAGAAAGAGAAAAGGCAGGGCUGGAAGAGGACAAUGAAGAAAAGGUAAAAACUCCACAGAAAGCAACCACAGGUGUCAUGCCUCCUCUUAGUCAAACAGAAGUCGAUGGCAAAACCAUUGCAUCUAAAUCAUCUCCACAACACAAGCUAAAUGGUCACCACACUCCCAGAGAACCAGAGUCUCCAGCAGACGAGAGGUGCAAGGAAGAGGGAUCGGUGGACAAUGGGGUAGUGCUCCCUGGAGGAAGUGGAGCCUUGCAGUGUCUCUCCCCCAGCAGUCCUGCCUCGUCCUCCCUUAGCUCAUCUCCUUGCUCUUCCCCAGUACUGACCAAGCGCCUGGCCUCUCUAGGCUGCUCUAGUCCGACCUAUCCAUCCUCUUACCAAUCCAGCAUCAACCAGCGAUUCCAAGCAGCACGCCACAAGUUUCAGCAACAAGCUGAGGCAGACCACAAACACGAAGUAUCCAUUGUCCACUCGCCUCGAGACCUCUCUCCUACUGCGGCUGCUCCUACUACUCCAGACAAUUCUACUGCAAAGCAGAUUGCCCGCAACACUGUCACUCAGGUGCUGUCACGGUUCACGAGCCAACAAGUGGCAAGUAAACUCCCUCCGUCCAACAGCUCGCCCUUUGGCACUGAUUACCGCAACCUGGCUGCAGCCUCCUCACCGACAGGGAAGAGCCCAGGGGUUCUUUCACCAGGGAUCCGCUCACCAAUAAUUCCUAGGGCGGAGAAGAUUCAUCCACCCCCUGUUGCUCCCAAAAACCAGGAGGUCAACCAGUCUCCUGGCUCACCGGUUCCUUCUGGCAGGGCCAGCCACUUCCCCGAGCUCUCUGGGAGCUGUGGUCUAGAGUUUGACUUGGUCGUGUCAUCAUCUACUUAACCAGCCUAGAGUCCACAGCCUGUCCUUAGCCUUCUCCACUCCAUUCCCUCCAGUGGCAUCUAAAGCACUCUCUUGAGAACCUCAAGGUUUCCUUCUUUUGUUAUUGUCACCCUUAUUGUCAUGGCAUAGUUGUCAGUUCUGGUCCUUAAGAGGGUAGGUAGUUCGCCAAAAAAUGAAAAUUCUGUCAUGAUUUACUCACCCACAUGCCCUUAUGACAUUUUUGGAUCUUUUUGCUUUCCUGGACUUUCAGUGGAGGGACAGA
Molecule: messenger RNA, 2084 nt
Organism: Sinocyclocheilus anshuiensis
Lineage: Eukaryota; Metazoa; Chordata; Actinopteri; Cypriniformes; Cyprinidae
Product: CTTNBP2 N-terminal-like protein
Exons: 5
Coding region: 104-1822 (572 amino acids)
Source: RefSeq, a predicted model, not a curated record